Messenger RNA from Pocillopora verrucosa, 3445 nucleotides. The record is from RefSeq and is a predicted model, not a curated record. Lineage: Eukaryota; Metazoa; Cnidaria; Anthozoa; Scleractinia; Pocilloporidae.
GCGGCUGCCUGUAAGUCAAAAUUGUUGUGUGGUUGUUUCUUCUAUAGUUCCGGUUGAAGGAACUGUUUGGUUACAAUCGUAGAAAAUUGUGAGAAAACUCCCCACGGGUAGCAUUCAAGUCAAUCGAAUGAUAUUUUUAGGAUGUAUUCACGUCCUUUGAGCUUGCAAAUGACGCGCUGUUUGCGCGCAGUAACUGGUUACUCUGGGACACGAAGGACUCAUGUAAACCUGCAACGAAUUUUCUUAAGGAAACAACCACUUCGCCCGUCUACUACGUUGUCUGAAGCAGAAAGAAAGGAAGAUUCCAAAGAAAGCGACGAAGAACCAAAAUCCUGGAGAGAAAAUCCAACCCUGAAAUACUGGGUUCUUGGCUCACUGGGAAUCUCUGGCUCUGUUUAUUACUACGUUUACAGGAAUCACGAAAAGAAACGAUUGCUAGUAAAGCAUUUGCCAUCAACACCCAGUCAUUUCGUACUUUCCCGUGAACGAGAUCUCUCCGCGCUUUUUUCCCUUCAUAGUCAGUUGAAGGGAAGGGAAUCUUUAACUGUUCUCCAUAUUGUUGGCUGUCCCGGGUCUGGAAAAACAGAACUUGCUCGGGAAUUUGCCGAGAAACUCUCCAGAGAGGAACAAGAAAGGUACACCUUUCUUCCAGGCAAUCUCUUCUUUGGGACUUUAAAUGGUUCAUCGGUAGAAAGCCUCCUUUUUGAUGUGAAAAGGUUUGCAAUUUCUGUUGGUUGUUUUGAGAGUGAUUGGACAUCAAAGGCAGGUGAAGGGGUUAAUUUCUCCAGUCUGUCCAAGGAAGAGCAGUUAGACUACCUUGUUGAUGCUGUUAGGGAAAAACUUAAAAACAGCCAAGGCUGGAUUCUAAUUUUGGAAAAUGUUAAAGAUAACGAAGCUAUGUACCGCUGGUUUUCUGCAAAUUCAUCAAAAAAUUGGGGUAAUGGAACAGUUCUCCUCACAAGAGAUGGCCAUGUCAACAGUGAUGCAGUGAUUAACAAUACUUACAGUAUUGAUGAAGGAUUGCCUAUGGAUGAUGGGAUAGAACUUCUUUCAAAGUUGAGUGGAUUGGAAGGAAACAAGAUGACUGCUGCAAAAGACAUUGUAACAAUUCUAAAGGGGAUUCCUCUGGCUCUCACAUGUGCUGGUCAUUACAUGCAAUCAAAAGUGCUGAAAAAUCCCAACUAUUCCAGUUUAGACUUUUUAAGUGAGUUUAAAUCAGAGCUUCAGAACUUCACAAAGGCUAAUGGGGAGAUGGCAUUAAGCCCCACAUAUGUCAUGGUUAGCAUGGAAACAAAAAGCCUUGUGCAAGAAAACUUCCAUCUUCUUCAUGCUUUUGAUUUUCUGGCAACCUGUACACCUAAUUGGCCAAUACCAGUGAGCCUCAUUGCUCUACAUCUGAGGUCACCAGAUUUUAAUCUACCCCCUGUGGAAGGCAGUGGACCUGCUCUGCCAAGCCAAAAACCCACUGAGGCUGAACAAGGGAAUAGCUCAGAACAAGAGGUAGAAGAGAUGUUCCUAUCAAUCAAGAAACUGGCCAAGAACUUGGAGAACUUUAUAACAGCAGUAAAAGAUAACAUUGAUGCUAUCAAAGCCAUGCUUAACCCUGUACUGCCCGAUAUGCCACAAAUGUUGGAUGGAAAUGUGGAGAUGUUAAAAGCUUGUCCAUUAGUUUCUGUUAGAAGAAUGGAGCCCAUGGGGGUGGAGACAGUAGUAAUUAGUCCUUUGGUGCACUCAGUGUUCCAGCAACUUUUCUUGUCCCGGACAAUGGAGCAGCUUGAAUCUGAGUAUCUGGUGCAGGCGGAGGAGAAACACAACAAAAGCUCUUGGUUUCGUCGGCUGUGGAGUUUUGACGCUCAAAGAUCAUUGCAAGAAUAUCGCAAUUCCCUGGGUGAGGUCUCGCAAGAGGAAGCUGUAAAUAUGCAUGAAAAUUUGCCCGAUAGCGAGCUCCUUGCUCAUCGCUCCGGGCCCGAUGUCAGUGGUUUGUUGCAGGAGAGUGAGUCAGAGAUCACAGAACAAUUCAGGAAGAUAAAGAUUGGUGAUGCAGUUCGUCACUGUCAGCAGCACACGGCGCGUAUUUUGAAAACUAUCAAUGGAGUGGCCUCCGUCUGCGGCCAAGACAAUCAAACACGGACUCUCGCAAGACUCCUCAAGCCGCACCUCGACCACAUUUUAGCCGCUGGCACUUCCAAGAGCCUGGGACCCAAAAGUCGUGCCCAUGCCAUUUCAGCCGUAGCCGCCAUUGACACUUCCUUUGGCAAUUUAGAGUCUAGUAGGAGACUUUUAGAGGAUGUCCUGGCUAUUGAAACACAACUGUAUGGCGAAUCUAGCCUGGAGGUAGCGUCUACUUUGACGCGUUUGGCAGAUGUGUGCAGUUCUCUGGACGACGCACAGCGGUGUAGAGAGCUUCUUGAGAGAGCGAUUCAAAUUUACGAGUCGCAGCGAAGGAAAUUCGGGGAAUACAAACAGCCUCUUGAAUACGCACGUACCCUAUCAGCCCUUGGCGCUACCUAUGGAGGAUUAGGCUUCAAGGAACGAAGUCGCGAUUAUAUUGAGCGAGCCUUCUCUUUCAUGCAGUCAGCAGCACCCAUCAGCCCGGACGAAGUUGAAACGCGCCGGUUCACAAGCGACGUGGCCAGCACACUCACUGAUUUGGGGCAUGCAUACCUUUCGUUAGGCGAAACGACGCAAGCACGGCGGUUCUUAGACAUGGCUCUGAAUGGACAAAAAAAUAUUCACGGCGAUGAACAUCCAGAAGUUGUGCGCACUUUGACAGUUCUUGGAAUUGCUUAUACAAUGCAGGGAAACUGGACAGAAGCGAGAAAAAUGAGGAAAGAAGCCGGAAAAACUCAGGCAAAACUUGAUGCCAAGCCACUGAUGUGAACAUCCUGCAAUGGGCAAAUGAACACGGUGACGCCUCAAAGACGUAUUACAUGUUGAAAACGAAAAUAAUUGUUCAUUUCUCCGUACUUGUGAGAGCGAACGAUCUUAUCAAAACUUGCGGUAAGAAUCUUUUGUGGUGAAGUAAACGAGACGAUCUUGAAGAUUUGGUCCAAACCGUUAAAAAACUACGGAAGAUCGAAAAGAGAACGUUUCACUUAGAUAGGUUUGCUCAUUUUGGACAAAUGUUAAGAUAAUGAAUUUGCCACGGUUUAAUAAUGAGGACAUACUUUUGACAAACUUUGAACUGACUUGGACGAGUUAUCAAGUUCCAAAAUUUACCCAUCAUUACCUUAGCUCUGGUGACUGUCAUAACUCUGGAAUUACAGAGUUUACGAUUUUAAAUAACAUUUUUGAUCAUAGUCAGUGUAACAAAGUUUUGCACUGCCUAUUUUCUUUUGCUUUCUAGACUACGAGCAGUCGCUGCUUUUCGGCGAGAUCCGUCCCGGAGUCAAAAAUAAAAAGGAAGGAAUUAAUAAUAAUAAGAAGAGGAAGGGCGCACGUGAGG